UCAAAAGCAAACCAGAUUCCCAACGCCAUGGCUUGCUGUGCUUCCCGCUGCUGCAGCGUCCCCACUGGCCCUGCCACCACCAUCUGCUCUUCUGACAAAUGUUGCCCAUGUGGAGUCUGCCUGCCCAGCACCUGCCCGCACACAGUCUGGUUACUGGAGCCAACGUGCUGUGACAACUCCCCCCCACCCUGCCACGUCCCUCAGCCCUGCGUGCCCACCUGCUUCCUGCUCAACUCCAGCCUGCCAACCCCCGGCCUGGAGAACCUCAACCUCACCACCUUCACUCAGCCCUGCUAUGAGCCCUGCCUCCCAAGAAACAUCAGCUAA
Messenger RNA from Trichechus manatus latirostris (Florida manatee), 327 nucleotides. RefSeq names its product keratin-associated protein 3-3. The transcript is spliced from 2 exons. The record is from RefSeq and is a predicted model, not a curated record. The coding region runs from base 28 to 327 and encodes 99 amino acids. Gene Ontology annotation, molecular function: structural molecule activity. NCBI's taxonomy places the organism in Eukaryota, Metazoa, Chordata, Mammalia, Sirenia, Trichechidae. Gene Ontology annotation, cellular component: keratin filament.